Molecule: messenger RNA, 864 nt
Organism: Grosmannia clavigera kw1407
Lineage: Eukaryota; Fungi; Ascomycota; Sordariomycetes; Ophiostomatales; Ophiostomataceae
Product: diphthine synthase
Exons: 3
Coding region: 1-864 (287 amino acids)
Biological process (GO): protein histidyl modification to diphthamide
Molecular function (GO): diphthine synthase activity
Source: RefSeq, a predicted model, not a curated record
AUGCUUUACCUUGUUGGCCUAGGCCUCUCUGACGAGACAGACAUUACGGUCAAAGGUCUCGAAAUUGUCAAGAAGGCUUCGCGGGUGUACCUGGAGGCAUACACUAGCAUCCUCUUGGUCGACCAGGCAGUACUUGAAAAAUACUAUGGCCGUUCAAUUGUCAUUGCCGACCGCGAAAUGGUCGAGAGCCAGAGCGACGACAUCUUGGCCAACGCGCAGACCGAAGAUGUAGCUUUCCUCGUUGUAGGCGACCCCUUUGGUGCUACAACACACACCGACCUUGUCCUGCGCGCUCGCGAACUGUCCAUCCCUGUCUCCUCUGUUCCGAAUGCCUCCAUCAUGUCCGGCAUCGGUGCCUGUGGCCUUCAGUUGUACAACUUUGGACAGACGGUUUCCAUGGUAUUCUUCACCGACAAUUGGCGCCCAGAUAGCUUCUAUGAUCGGGUAAAGGAAAACCGCGACAUUGGCCUUCACACCCUCGUCCUUCUGGACAUCAAGGUCAAGGAGCCCAACUUGGAGAGCCUUGCUCGCGGCCGGAUCGUAUAUGAACCCCCUCGCUAUAUGACCGUUGGCACCUGCGCCAGCCAGAUGUUGGAGGUCGAGGAGAAGCGCAAAGAGGACGUUUAUAGCGAAGACAGUCUCGCCAUAGGCGCCGCUCGCGUUGGCGGUCGCGACCAGGUGUUUGUCGCAGGAACGCUACGGGAGCUGUGCGAUGCUGACGAGAGGCUCGGGUUGCCCUUACACAGCAUGGUUCUGUUGGGACGGCGGACACACGAGCUGGAGAACGAUUUUGUCCGCGACUUUGCGGUGGACAAGGAGAAGUGGCAGCGGUUGUGGGAAUCGGAAUACCAGAACAAGCAAUAG